Colius striatus (speckled mousebird) is the source of this 7924-nucleotide messenger RNA. RefSeq names its product kelch like family member 15 (gene KLHL15). Gene Ontology annotation, molecular function: protein binding. Lineage: Eukaryota; Metazoa; Chordata; Aves; Coliiformes; Coliidae. The record is from RefSeq and is a predicted model, not a curated record. The transcript is spliced from 5 exons. Gene Ontology annotation, cellular component: Cul3-RING ubiquitin ligase complex; nucleus. The coding region runs from base 429 to 2243 and encodes 604 amino acids. Gene Ontology annotation, biological process: nuclear protein quality control by the ubiquitin-proteasome system; protein ubiquitination.
GCGGCGGGAGGGCCGGGCCGGCGUCCGGCUGAUACUGCUGGUGAGACAGGGCACGCCGCCGGGCGCGGGUUGGCGAGCUCGGCCGUGCCGUGCCGGACCUCCCCGAAGCGGGGGCGCAGCAGUGUCGGUUUGUCGCCCCGGGCAGACCCCCCACUCCUCCGCCGGGCCCGCAGGUGGCGGCGGAAGUGACGGCCGGCGUGGGGUGCCUGUCGCGGGGAAACAUGGCGCCUGCGGCCGUGCUAGGCAGCGCAGAAGCCCCCCGGCGUCUCCCUCCACCGCCGCCCCCGGCUUUAUGUUACACAGAGGCCCCUCUCUCUGCCGGUCCAGCGGGAGGAGCCGCGUCUUCAGCGCCGCCGCUGCCGAGAGGAAACGCAGAGUUAAAUGCAAAAGUAACUGAGUGAAUGUUGCAGUGCAAUUUAAGGUGAUUCAUGGCAGGGGACGUGGAAGGGUUUAGCUCCUCCAUCCAUGACACCAGUGUCUCUGCUGGAUUCAGAGCACUGUAUGAGGAGGGAUUGCUUCUUGAUGUCACACUUGUCAUUGAAGACCACCAGUUUCAGGCCCAUAAAGCACUGCUUGCCACCCAGAGUGAUUACUUCAGGAUUAUGUUCACAGCUGAUAUGCGAGAACGAGAUCAGGACAAAAUCCAUUUGAAAGGUCUGACAGCUACAGGCUUCAGUCAUGUCCUCCAAUUCAUGUACUAUGGAACUAUUGAACUGAGUAUGAACACUGUUCAUGAAAUCCUUCAAGCUGCCAUGUAUGUCCAGCUUAUAGAGGUGGUAAAAUUUUGCUGCUCUUUUCUCUUAGCUAAAAUCUGCUUAGAAAACUGUGCAGAAAUUAUGAGACUUCUGGAUGAUUUUGGUGUAAACAUCGAAGGAGUCAGGGAAAAAUUGGACUCCUUUCUACUAGAGAAUUUUGUGCCACUCAUGUCCAGACCUGACUUCCUAUCAUAUCUGAGCUUUGAGAAACUCGUGUCUUACUUGGAUAAUGAUCAUCUGAGCAGGUUUCCAGAGAUAGAGCUGUAUGAAGCUGUUCAGGCCUGGCUGCGCCAUGAUAGAAGACGCUGGAGGCAUACGGACACCAUCAUUCAGAACAUCAGGUUUUGUUUGAUGACACCAUCCAGUGUUUUUGAGAAGGUAAAAACAUCAGAAUUUUAUCGAUACUCCCGGCAGCUGCGACAUGAGGUUGACCAAGCCAUGAAUUACUUUCAUAGCGUUCACCAACAGCCUUUGAUGGAAAUGAAAUCGAACAAAAUUCGUUCUGCCAAACCCCAGACGGCAGUAUUUAGAGGAAUGAUAGGACACAGUAUGGUAAACAGUAAAAUUCUUCUCUUGCACAAGCCAAGGGUCUGGUGGGAACUAAACGGUCCUCAAGUACCUUUGCGACCAGACUGCCUUGCCAUUGUGAAUAACUUUGUGUUCCUGUUAGGUGGGGAAGAACUGGGGCCAGAUGGUGAGUUUCAUGCUUCAUCCAAAGUGUUUAGAUAUGACCCAAGACAGAAUACUUGGUUACGAAUGGCAGACAUGUCUGUUCCACGUUCUGAGUUUGCUGUUGGAGUUAUUGGGAGAUAUGUUUAUGCAGUAGCUGGGAGAACCAGGGAUGAAACAUUUUACUCGACUGAACGGUAUGAUAUUACUGAAGAUAAAUGGGAAUUUGUGGAUCCCUAUCCAGUCAAUAAAUACGGACAUGAAGGGACUGUGCUUGCUAACAAGUUGUAUAUCACUGGUGGAAUUACAUCGUCUUCAACUUCUAAGCAAGUAUGCGUGUUUGAUCCCAGUAAAGAAGGGACGGUAGAGCAGCGAACAAGGAGAACUCAAGUGGUCACUAACUGUUGGGAGAACAAGUGUAAAAUGAAUUACGCGAGAUGCUUUCACAAAAUGAUUUCCUACAAUGGUAAGCUGUAUGUCUUUGGUGGUGUCUGUGUGAUCCUGAGGGCCUCCUUUGAAUCUCAAGGAUGUCCUUCUACAGAGGUUUAUGACCCAGAUACUGAUCAAUGGACUAUAUUGGCUUCUAUGCCAAUUGGUAGGAGCGGUCAUGGUGUAGCUGUUCUGGACAAACAGAUAAUGGUUCUGGGAGGCCUUUGUUACAAUGGUCAUUACAGUGAUUCAAUUCUGACCUUUGAUCCAGAGGAGAACAAAUGGAAAGAAGAUGAAUAUCCAAGGAUGCCGUGCAAGCUGGAUGGCUUACAAGUCUGCAGCUUGCACUUCCCUGAAUAUGUUUUGGAGCAUGUUAGACGUUGCAGCUAAAACAGAAGGAACAACCCAAUGAAAUACAAAAAGCUGUACCUAAUCUGUCAACAAAUACAAACCAGUUUAACUCCUUCAAAGACAUUACCUUCUGUGUAAGAACAACUGCUAAAUGCAUAAGAGGAACAGGAUGUACAGGUUGUGUACUGACCAAGUUUGUUAGAAAAGCCAAUAGUUGGUCUGAUAUUGUAAAAGCUUUGGGGAUUUUUAACAAGGAUAAUUGUAAGUAGGGGAAAGAAAAAUAUAUUUUUGAGUGUGGUUAUGUUUUUUGUAACAUUGGAUGUCCAGAGUACUUUCUUCAUUUUUUUUCUUUUUAAAUGGCCAUCAUACCAAUAUGCUUCUGAAAUCAGUUGAGUUUGACAAAAUAUGUGUAGAAGAAAAAGAAGACUUUAUUUUGAUUUUUUUUUUUUUUUAUUGAGCACCAAAACAAGAUACAUCAUCUGUACCAGGGUACAACCAGGUAUAAAUUAACAAAACUAAACCAUUUCUGUAUUUUAUGUUGUCUUUUGGAUGCUUUUCCCAUUAGUUGCAAAAUAUUCUCAAAUCUACCUGGUGUUUUUGUUCUCCCUUACAUAUGUUGCAGAAUAAUCUUAACCCUUUUGCAUGACCUGUUUCCUGGUUUUGUAUAAUGGUACCAGUAAGUCUGCCAAAAUGCAAAUUACACAUUUUCUACUAAAUUGAAACAAAACAUUUUUAUAUCUGAAACACUAUUUCUAUGCUGCCUUCAAUUGUUUGCAUUGUGUUUGUUUGUGGGUAGAAAGUAUAUACACACACAUGCAUACAUUGUAAAAACUAUAUGUAAAUACAUCUUUUUAUGUGCAGUAACAAUAUUAUAUUUUAACUAGUGUACAGAUUCAGCCAUAUCUGUUGAAUUUAAGGUAUAGUACUGUCCUUUAAUGAGAUUAAUAAUUCAAAGUUCUUAAGUAACUGGAGGCCUCGUUUGGUAUAGAAAUAUCUUUAGUAUAUACUGAUUGAUUCAGUAACUUUAAACUCUUUCUAUCAAUGCUACAUAAUGAACUGUUGAUAAUCUGUUAUUUUAUGGAUUAAUUUUUAAAAAGUCAACACAUCUUACCUGAGUUUCUUUUAUGUUUGAGUGUGCUACCCAGUUUUCUUUUUUAGGAAAGUGGAAAAUGUCAAUAAGCAAAUGCUUGGCAGUGCUUUGACCUGCAAUUACUUUCAGAACUGGAUAUACUAUGGUGUAUUCUCAGUACUUUGCUUGUACUCAUUCUUCACUUCUUCCUUUGUACUCUUAUAAUUUUAAGUUAUUAUCUGAAUUAUCAACUGCUAUGAACUACUGUUUUGAAAAUAUGAAGUUAGGUGAUUGGAUGGUUAGUACUAUUUAUUUUUGUUUUACAAAAAAACCCUAUACACCUAUAGCUACUGAUCUCGGAGUGCCUGAAUUGAGAUGUGUGGUCAAAGAGGAGUUUGAGUAACUCCAUUGUGUCAACUUGCAGAUAUUACUGACAGUAGACUGGUAAGAAUGAUCUGCCAAGACAUAAAUAAUUACUUUCUGAUUACCUGAAAUGUCAUGAAAGUAGCCACUUCUAGAAUCUAAAGGAAUGAUUUGGAGAAGUUGAAGGCUCACACUUAGUUCAGAUAUGUAGAGGCAAAAUGCUGGAAUGUACACCUGCAUGUUUUGUAAAAUCUUAUGCUGCUGUAUUUUGCUUUAAGCAGUAGACUUUUAAUGCAGCAAUGCAAAACCACUUUUUUCAGCAUCUUCCAGUCAGAAAUCACUGUAGAAAGGAAUGUACGGUACUCAGGGAGUUCAAAAGAAUGCACUUACGAAGGGACCAAAAUCACCCUAAAUUUUCUGUGUUAAAAAUAACACCUACUUGCCUAAACCAAGCUUGAAAUAACUGGUAGAAUUUAAAAAGACAUAUAAAACUUCUCAUACUUGUAUUUUGAUAUUUUUGUAGUAAUUAUAUUCUGGGUUGAGAUAUGAGGAUUUGGAACUAUAUGGCAAGUUAGCAGAUUUUAAUUUUUUUUUUUUAACUAGAAAUCAUUUAUUGAAAGAGUAUUUUCUUUCCGUAUACUUUAACAGAAAGAGAGAAUGUAUACCAUCAUAACCGUAGUGAUAAGUUACUUACACCAGUACUGAUUGGACCAAGUAUUGAUAUCCAGCCUUCUGAUGCAGACUAGUUUGCAGUUAAGUUUAAGCCUUUUAAAAUAAAAAUAUAGUUUACUGAAUAAGAAAGCUAAUUUACUUUCUUAAUAGCUUGACUUAAAGCCAUUGUGGCUUACCUCAUUUACACUGUGAGACUUGUGUGUAUGUUACCCUGCAUGUGUGCAGAAAUAAACCGAGUCCAGUAGGUGCUGUUUGUGUGCAAAUAAAAAGGCUCUGCUGUACAUAGUACAUGGAAUAUUGGGGCACAAGAAAAAAACACAAGGCUUUAAAUCUAUUUUAUUUUUCUUUUUGUCACCAGCUCAUUUCUCAGUAAGUUUAUGGGGCAGCAAAGUCUACUCAGUCAUGCUUUAGAAGGCCUUAGCAGGCAUGCUAUGUAUAGUAUGGAGUACUUCACUUUCAUCUAGGACCAGUCUGGGGAAUAGAUGUGAUUCUGGAUAUCUGGUCUUCCAUGAUUCAGGUGUAAUAAAGAGAUGUGGCCAAGAUUUUAUUUAAAAUAAGGGUAACGAUGGCAGUGUCUAAAGUUACACUUUACAGUUUUCAUUUAAGCACUUUCUGAAGUUCUGUGUGCUAAGCAACUGCCUCAGGUCGUUGGUGAGUACUAACACUUGAAACAUGAAGAACCAGAUAAUUUUUUGGUGCUCUGUUUUUAAGUUCAUAUUUAUUUUCAGGUGCCCCAUUCUGAAAGAUCUUGUUCAGGAUGGUAAUAGUAAUUAUUCUGUGAAAUUCUGACUCGAACUGUUGCUUUCAGCUUCUCAGAAGCUGUUUCCCCAUCUAGAAGCUGGCUGUAACCUUGAGAAUUAGGAAUGAUUGGAAUUUGCUUGAGUUUAGGGAGUGUGGGGGUAUGUGAGAGUGUUUUGUUAAUUUACAGUUCUACCAUGCUUUUAUUGUUUCAAACAUGAAAUAUAAAACUAACUUAUGUUUUGUCUUCAGUUGCAGUGGGACUUUUGAGGCAGUUAUUUUUUGUUACUUUAUGUUUCGGAGGAUUUGGGGUUUUUUUUAAUUGAAAGUUUGUAUUUGUGUUUGCUUUUAGUAUUCCAAAUAAUUCAAUGUUUAAAUAAAAACAGAACUAAGCUGGGUAAUAAGAAUUGCCUGUUACUAUUAAGUAUUGAGCAUUAUGAUCAGAUUAAGAUAGGGUUUAAAAACAUUUCAAUGCCUCUCAUCUGUGACGGAAAAGCUAAGUUAGAAUCUUUGAUUAUUAGGUUUGGGAGUAUGGGUCAUCUUGUACUCCCAGCCCAACUGUGAUUGAAUUACCAGCAAAUCUAAUCUCACACACAUAUUUCAUACAUGACCUGCUUUUAAAGCAUACUUGCAUUUUCUUAAGAAGACGGACACAGCAAGUUACAUUCUGGGGUUGGGGUUUUUUUUCUUCACAUUUAUAGCAAAAAUAUAUCGGUUUCAUGUCUUAAUUUAGCAGCUAGCUCCAGGAGGAUGUUUUGGUUUCAGAUGAGCUAGAAUGGACAAAAAGCAUACUGUUCUUGUAAAGAGAUUGGACGCUGCUGGUUCCCACUCUGCAUGCUGCUAGUUUCGGGGGAAGGGAGUGUAGACAGAUUUUUUUUUUCCCCCCAAAAUAAUGCAUAAGGAAAUGAUAGCUCAUUUUUCCUCACAAAGUGUUGGUGGUAGUUUUGCAAUGGGAGAUACUAGGUGACAAUAAUCUGAAAUUUUUUUCCUCCCCAUUGACUCAGCUGGAGGAAGGUAUUACAGGAUUUUACAAAGGCUCUGCUAUUUCAGAAAGCGCUGCUAGCAAGAGAGCUAACUGCUAGUUAUUGGCAACAUAUGAGCUACCUGGGAACCUGCUUUCAUCACAUUACUUUCUUUUGAAAAGUGUGGAUGCCCUCUUUUUAGCACUAUGAUAGUGGUCCUGUUACAGCUGGUCUCUGAGGUUUGCAGCCAUUUUUUCUUGAGGAACUCCUGCCUUACAAACCUAAGUGCUGUGUUUUUUCAUGCUGAUGAUACAGUAACUAUUUGCAUCAGGGAAGAAGCUUCACUUGACACUCAGGAAGCAAAGGAUAAAAGUCAGCAGGUACAAAUUCAAACCGAUUUUAAAAGAAAAACAUUGAUUAACUCAUUAUGUUCAUUCUUGCACAAAAGAAAAGAAAGCAUUAUGGGGAGAUACUAGUGGCUCUUUAAAAAUAAGCGUCAAGCUUGCGUCAGCAUUUAUGUGAGAGUCUUUUUAGAAAUAGUUGCAUUUGCAGAGGUAUUUUGCCUUUAAGAUACUUUUUUUUUCCUUAUAAAAUAAAAAGGUAGUGAAUACUUCAAACGUAUACAUCACAUACAUGAACAGUCCAGUAUAAAGAAAAUGGAAAACUGUAAGGUACUUGGAAACAUAAAAGCACAAUUGUUGUUAACCUUGUGCUCAAGUGAUUAUAGGGUUGUGGGCAUCAAAUGAAACACCCAUCCUGUUCUCCUAUUAAUGAAAAUAUAGCUGGUGAAGUUACUUGAAUAAGUGUGGCCCAUCACAUGUGUUAGGGCCCACUGAAGGAGAGUGGGAAAGAACAUAACUGCAAAACAUGUGCAAUCUAUUUAAAACAAAGCUUGCUGGUGUCCUGUAGUGUACAUUUUGAGACUUUAAUGUUUGUAAAAUCUGGAGCUGCUUAAAUUAAAUAUAAAUGACUACUUUUGCAUCUGUAUUCUAUUUUCAAAAGUUGGUAACUUUAAAAUUUCCAUUUGUGUGGCAAAACUUCAUAAAACAUGGUUAUAUGUGGCAGGUGGCAUAAAACUGACUUGUUUUGAGCACAGCUUCCCUGGAUUUCCCUCUGCUAAUGUUUUUUUUCUCUUCCCAAAUUUCAAUUAAUGUUUAUAUAAGCUUUCAAAAAUAACUUUCAAAGAUCAAUUUCAAAUACCUUUGGAUUUAUAUUAAGUAGGUAGCUAGGGGAAAACCACUUCUAUUUGCAGAUGGUAGUUUUUGUUUAUGGCUCUGGUAGAAAACUUUGUUGUAAAUCUAGGAAACACAGUGUUAUGUACGAGUAUGAGGUUAGCUAUGUUUAGGGGGCUUUUAUUACCUCAGUGGGACUCGCCUAACUUUAAUGUCUGUUCUGGGAGCAGGUGAAGGGAAAACUGAACUAUGUUUUUAUUUUAAAUAUUUUCCCUAGAUAUUUUUGUAGCUCUUUUAAAAAUAAAUUAUAUGCUGGAGACUGCAAUUCCACUAUAGUAUCUCACUCAAUUCCAGGGUACAAUAUCAGAUUGUUUGUUUUGAAAAGAAUGUAUUUGGUAAGUAUUUGGUAAGUUAACAGGAAAAGUUAUUUUCAAACUGCCGUGUUUGUGUGUAGCAAUUGGAAAUACUUUUCCUGUAGAAAAUGAAAAUGAUGUGUAUAUGACUUCAUAUGUACAUUUGGAUUAACUGUCUAAUGAUUACCCCAGGGGUGCUAUAAACUUCUCUAAAAAAAUUUAAGAAAUGCCUCUUUUUUAACUGUUUUAAAGCCUUUGUUCAUGUCUCUUUUUUUUUUUCUUUUAUUUUUUUUGUCAGAAAGUAAUUUUCCCUAGCUAUGAAUGCAGUUUGUUCAGACUUGGAUAUGUGCUCUGUUUGAUUCUUAAACUGAAAAAAAUGUAUAAAAUGUGU